AAUAUAACACCAGCAUCGAUGUUUGAAGGACCACUGGUAGCUUGGCAGAGCUCUCAAGGAUCCUGCUUAGUGCCCCAAGUAAUCGGUUCCGUGAAGCGCUAGCAGAGAACCUUUUGUAAUAGCGAUAGCAUUGGAUCAAGAUUGGUAGCUCAACCGGCCCCCGUGCAGGUGCCGCAGCGCCGCAGCGGGAGCAAUAGCAGGAAGCCUACGCAGCCGGAGGGGGCCAAAACGGCUGCAUGGACGGCCCUGGCGAGGCGCGAGGACGGCUCCGUAACACACGCGCCAGGCAGCAACAAACAGCAGCAGCUCCAGUCGUCGCAAAGGCCGGCGCCACAAAGGCCAGCAAGGGUAGGGCAGCUGCGGCCAAACAGACCGACGGCGGGGUUGAGCCGGACGCGCCCAGCCCUGCCAUUGACGCAGGGGCGGCGGGCGCGGCGCCGCAGCUGAUGGAGGUCUCACCCGCAGCAGUGGCUGCGGCGGCGGUGGAGGCAGUGGAGGCAGAGGCUGCUGAGCAGCCCGGAAAGCGCCGCACCCGGGCGGCCGCAGCUGCCGCCACACGCGGCGGCAGCUCAGCUGCGGAGCCCACAGCAGCUGGGGCUGGGGCUGCAGGCAGCCGGCGCGGCGCCGCCAAGAAGGGCGCCGGAGGCAAGUCCGCGGCAGCCGCAGAGCCGCAGAAUACCGGCGGCAAGGGGAGCAGCGAUGCAGAGAUGGACGACGCGGUCGGGGCUCACGGCAGCGAGGAUGGAGAGGGCGAAGCCGCUGUCGCAGUUGGGGAGCGCGACACCGGCGCUGGCGCUGUAGCACAGGCCCAGGCUGGCGACAAGGACGGGGAUUCCAGCAAUGAUGUAAUUGUGAUAUCCUCGAACUCUGGGGACGCGGGCGCCGCGGCUGCAGCAGCAGCUGCAGGCGACGACGACGACGAGGAGGAUGACAGCGAUGACGACUUCGAGACGCCGCAGCCGUCACAGCGCCGCUCAGCCGUAGCCGCUGCGGCUGCCGCCACUGGCGCUGGGGCGCGUGGACGUCGCGGUGGUGGCAGGGCCGGAGCGGCGGGUGGGCGCGGGCGUGGACGCGGCCGGGGAGCGGCAGCAGCAGGAGCGGCCGCCGCAGCAGCAGUAGCAGCGCAGGAGGCGGAGGCGGCGGGGGACUCGGAUGUGGUGGUUCUAUCGGAUGAGGAGGCCGAGGAGGGCAGCGACGAUGUGGAGGAGCUGGAACUGGUUGCCGAGGAGGGGGCGGGGGCGGCAGCGGGCGCGGGCGCGGCAGCGGGCGCGGCAGCGGGGCAGAAGGCGGGAACGAAGAGCAAGACCAAGGCGCGGGUAAAGGCCGGGAAGCAGGCCGCCCAGAUGGCGCCAGCGGCGGCUGAGGCUGCAGCUGGCAGCGGCGCAGCGGUGACAGCUGCCGCCAAGCCGAAGCAGCGGCGCGGCAAGAAGGCCGCGCAAGCAGAGGCAGCGGCGGGGGAGGCAGGGCAGGCUGCUGCAGAGGGGACAGAGGCGGAAGGCGGCGGCGGAGUGGGCCGGGGCAAGGGCGGCGGGCGGGGACGUGGCCGCGGCCGCGGCCGGGGCGCCGCCGCGAACGCUGCCGCGGGCGCAGCCGCCGGCGAGGAAGCAGGCGCCAGCGCUGCUGACGGCAGCGCGGCGGAUGGUGAUGCGGCCGCCGGCCGCGGCCGGGGCAGAGGCAGGGGUAGGGGUAGGGGCGGCGACGGCCGGGGCCGCGGCCGCGGCCGCGGCCGGGGCGGCGCAGCCGCCGCCGAGGAGUCCGAGGAUGCGGAUGCCGCCGACGGCGCCGCCGGAGCGGAUGCUGACGCUGAUCCGGACAACGUGUGGGGGCCCUGGAUGAACGACGAUGAGGAGGGCGCUGGGUCGGAGCUGGACGCGGCUGCCAAUCACGCCAAGGACAUGCGCGACCCGCCGCCGGAGCUGCUCAUGCCGCUGCUGCCCUACCAGAAGCAGUUCUUGGCCUGGGCGCUGAAGCAGGAGCAGGGUGGUGUGCGUGGCGGCAUCCUGGCUGACGAGAUGGGCAUGGGCAAGACCAUCCAGGCGAUCUCGCUAAUCGUGACUCACCGCACAGACGACCUCGCGCCCUCCCAGGCCGCAGCUGACGCCGCCGCCGCGGCCGCAGCCGGUGCCAGCGCCGCCGCCGCAGCGGCGGCCGCCGCCAAGGCGGCGGCGCCGCGGCCUCGCAUCGCACUGCGCCGGCCGGGUGCCUUUGACGAAGUCGGCGGCGCCGCAGUCGUCCACGGCGCCGCCGCCUGCGGCCCCGACUGCAGCCACCCGCCAGCUUCCCGCCAGCGGCCCUCCGCGUCAGCUGCCCCGGGCGGGCUGGGUCACGUGGCCAUGGCGCCGUCAACGGACGCGUACGGCAGCGCCGAAGACUACGAGGAGCCGCAGGAGCGGCCGCAGGCUGAGGAGGAAGGGCACAAGGAGGAAGGGCACAAGGAGGAAGGAGAGGAGGAAGGGGAGGAAGAGGAGGAGAAGCAGCCCGGGGAGGAGGUGGCUGCCGGCGCCACGGCGGGCAAGGAGCCUGGCCGCCAGGGUGUGGAGGCAGCGGGGGCUGGCGGGAGCAAGGACGGCGCGGCGGAGGGGGCUGAGCCGGACGACGGGCUGUGUGUGCACCAGCGCGCGCAGCUGCGGGCGGCGGCGGCGGCGGCGGGCAAGGGCGGCGCCAAGGGCAAGGGGAAAGGCCGCAAGCCGCAGCGCUGUGAGAUCUGUGAGGCGAACCUGGCGCCGCGGGCGGACCCGCUGCAGGUGCCUGUCCCCGGAGGCGCUGCCGGCGCGGGUGGUGCCGCCGGCGCCGGCCCCAGCACCAGCCGCGCCGCGCCUGCUGCGCCUGCCGCCGCCGCGGCGCCCGACUACUGCAAGGCCACCCUGGUGGUGUGUCCGGUGGUGGCGAUCAUCCAGUGGCGCGGGGAGAUUGCGCGCUUCACGGCACCGGGCUCGCUCAAGGUGCUGGUCUACCACGGAGCCAAGCGCGGGCAGGUGGCGGGCGGCACGGACGGGUCGUUGCUGCGGGACGCGGACGUCGUGCUCACCACCUACUCCACCAUUGAGAACGAGUUCAGGCGCUUCAUGAUGCCCAGCAAGAUCAAGUGCCGCUACUGCGCCAAGCCCUUCUACCCGGAGAGGCUCAAGGUUCACCUGCGCUUCUUCUGCGGCCCCAACGCGCUCAAGAGUGACGCGCUAGCCAAGCAGCAGAAGAAGCGGGCGCGGCGGGAUGGCGGCGGCAAGGCGGCGGCUGCUGCCGAGGAGGACGGCGAGGACGGCGACGAGGACGAGGAGGAGGAGGAGGAGCCGGCAACCGAUGAGGACAGCGAUGCUGACGCCAUGGAGGUUGACAGCGACGACGUUGAUGAUGACGUCGACGCUGGUGGCAAGGCUGGCAGGCGCGGAAAGGGCGGAAAGGGCGGAAAGGGCGGAAAGGCCAAGGGCAAGGGCAAGGCUGCUGCAGCGCAGAAGGCCGGCAACAACAAGCGGCCCCGCGGCCUGACCGGUCUCAAGUCCAUGCUGAUGCCGGCGGGCGAAGAUGAGGACGCGGCGGCGACGGCCGCCGGCAACGGCAAGGGCAAGGGCCGCGGCAAGAAGGCUGCGGGCGGUGCCGGCGGCGCCGCUGGGGCGGGGCCGAGCAGCAAACGACGGAAGACGGCUGUCGGCGGCAAGGCAGCGGCCGCAGCCGCCGAGGAUGAGGAGGAGGCAGAGGAGGAGGUGGAGGAUGACGAGGCCAAGGCAUGGAGCAAGGCUGCCAAGGCCGCCUCCGCCGCCAAGGCCAAGGCCAAGAAGGCGGCUGCCGGCAUCGACAAGGCCCGGAGCAAGAAGGGCAGCAAGAGCAGGAGCAGGAGCGGCGGCAAGGCUGCCGAGGACGAGGCUGAGGAUAACGAAGAGGCGGAGGGCGAGGGCGAGGAGGGCGGCGGCGGCCGGCCGCGCCGGCCGCGCAAGGCGGCGGCGGCGGCGCGGGUGAAAUCCCGCCGGGCGUCAGCAGCACAGGACGACGAGUCGGAGGGCGGCGGCAGCGGUGGUGGCGGUGAUAGUGACUUCGAGCCACCGGCAAGCGGCGACGAGGAGGAGGAGCCGUCGUCGGAGGAGAGCGAGGCGGAGGAGGACGAGGGUGACUCGGGGAGCGGUGAUGGCGAUGAUGCGGAUGAGGCGGUGGACUUGGUCUCUUCCACGGACUCGGAUUCGGAUGAGGAUGAGGAGGACGAGAGCGAGAGCGAGGACGAGGACGAGGCCGGGCCAUCCAAGGGCAAGGCCGGCGCCGGCGCCAAGUCCAAGGCCGCCGCCGCCGCCGGCGGCAGCAGCAAGGGCGCCGUCAAGGGCAAGGGCAGCAAGGGCGGCGGCGACGACGAUGAGGAGGCGGAGAAGGCGCGGCGACGGCGGCAGCGGGAGCGGCAGAAGCGCCGGAGUGAGGCGCGACGGAGCCUGGAGGAGGCGGCGCAGAAGGACGCGGAGGCGAUGAUUAAGGCGGCGGCGGCGCUGGCGGCGGCGGGCGGCAGCGGCGGCGGCAAGGGCAAGGGCGGCGGCAGCCCGGGCGGCAAGGCUGGCACUGGCGCUGGCGGCGGCGCCUCUGCGUCCGUCCUGCACCAGUCCAAGUGCGCAGACGACCUGGCCCUGCCUCCGCGCACGGUGCUGCUGCGCCGCGACCGCUUCGACGCCCUGGAGCAGGACUACUACAGCGCACUGUACACACAGAGCCAGGCCCAGUUCGGUGCCUACGUGGACAGCGGCACGCUGCUCAACAACUACGCGCACAUCUUCGACCUGCUCAUCCGCCUGCGCCAGGCCGUGGACCACCCCUACCUGGUGGUGUACUCCGCCUCAGCCACCAGUGGCGCCAACGCCAGAGGUGGAGGCGGAGGCGCCGCCGCCGCCGCCGCAGCCCUGCCGCCGCCGCCGCCUCAGUCUACCCCGCAGGGCCGCCGCAGCUCGGGCGGCACUGGCGGCACUGGCGGCGGCGGCGGCGGUGGUGGCGGCGGCGGCACGGGUGUUGCCAUGGCUCCGGACACGGGCGCUUACGGCAGUGCGGCAGCCCCUGUGUGCGGCCUGUGCCACGAGGAGCCGGAGGACUGUGUGGUGGCGGGGUGCGGCCACCCCUUCUGCCGCGCCUGCGUCAUGGCGUACGUGGACAGCGCCGUGCGCGCGGCCAAGUGCCCCACCUGCAACAAGGCCCUCACGGUGGAUCUCACCGCGCGCGGCCAGACCAUACCCGGCCUCGCCAACACCAACACCAACACCAACAACACUGGCGGCGGCGCCGUCGAAGACGACUACGCCCGCAGCCCUGGCGGCGGCGGCGGCGGCGGCUACAACGUGCGUGACGCGGCCCUGGGUGUGCUGGGGUACCGGCCCCGCAAGCAGUCUAUCCUCACACGCAUCGGCGACCUCAGCCGCUUCCAGACCAGCACCAAGAUUGAGGCGCUGCGGGAGGAGCUGGAGCGCAUGGCCGCCGCCGACGCCUCGUCCAAGGCCAUCGUGUUCAGCCAGUUCACAUCCAUGCUGGACCUCUGCCACUUCAGGCUGGAGCAGGUGGGCCUGCGCUGUGUGCGGCUGGAGGGCAGCAUGGCCAUGGACGUGCGGGAGCGCAUGAUCGACACCUUCAGCCGCGACCCCGGCGUGCGCGUGUUCCUCAUGAGCCUCAAGGCGGGAGGCGUGGCGCUCAACCUCACCGCGGCCAGCCACGUGAUGCUGAUGGACCCCUGGUGGAACCCGGCCGUGGAGCAGCAGGCGCAGGACAGGAUCCACCGGCUGGGCCAGUACAAGCCCAUCACGGUGGUGCGCUUCAUCAUCGCCGGCACCAUCGAGGAGCGCAUCCUCAAACUGCAGGAGAAGAAGCAGCUGGUGUUUGAGGGCACGGUGGGCCGGGACGUGGAGGCGCUGGGGCGGCUGACGGAGGACGACCUGCGCUUCCUGUUCGGGUAGAUGAUAGGGAGGCGGGCAGGCAGGCGGAGAUUGUGGGCGGAGGGAGGAAGGGAGAGAGGGAGAGAGGGAGAGAGGGAGGAGGAGCUGGGGAGGGGCGGAGGGAGGGAGGGAGAGGGAGGCGGAGCUGGGGACGGAGAUGCGGCGUGGUGUGGGAAUGGAGGAAAUGUGGAGAGGGGGGGCGUGGUGUGGUGUGGAGGCGGGAGGAGGUCCGGAGCUGUGUGGAGGAGUGGCCCGGCCUCCCACACACACACACAUGCGAGCGGGUGGUGGCGGUCGCCUCGGGGGGUGAGGCGGUGGGUCAGGUUGCGGCGAACGGCGUACGGCGGACAGCAGCACAGCAGGAGCGAGAGCUGUCGCAGCAGGAAAGGGCACCCGUGGGCGUGAGCUGCCUGCGGAUGGAGAGCAGCUGGAUUACGGCACUGUACGGCAUUGAACACUGGCGGGAUCGAGCAUGGAUUCUAGUUUGGUAUGUGAAGGGCAGGCGAGCGACUGAAUUGAUGACUGGGCGAGCGCGUGCGGUGUGUGGCGCGGCGCUGGGUGUACAUAUGUGGCAUGGGCUGAGGCCGAGGGUGUGUACAUGGCAGGGCGGUGAGGAGGGCGCCCCCCUCCCCUCAACUGCUGGCGGCACUGGUGGUGAUGGUGGACAGGCGGUGGUGGCGGUGAUGAUGGUGAUGAUGGGCACUGGCCAGGCAUUGGCGCGCAGGCAGGGGUGCGGCAGGAUGCAUGCCGGCACGGCGUGACAAGGGAACAGCGAGCGCAAGGCGCCGCUCUUACGGGGUGCCGGCCGCGUGUGGGGGCUGCCAGGCGGCUGCGGUUUGAGGGCUGCUUUGAUGAUGACAACGGGGUGAGUGAGCGGGUCGUGUUGUGAGAAGUGGACACGCAAGGGCAGCCAGCCAAGCUCAGGACGGCAGAACUUGUGGCAGACCGCAGGUUGGGGGCUGCAUACCGUACGAAAUUAAUGUACUGUAGGGUUACGAGGAGCGUGGAGUCAGUCCGCACUGUUGUAAUGGCGUCACCGG
Messenger RNA from Chlamydomonas reinhardtii, 6925 nucleotides. RefSeq lists its product as uncharacterized. Gene Ontology annotation, molecular function: ATP-dependent chromatin remodeler activity; metal ion binding; ATP binding. The record is from RefSeq and is a predicted model, not a curated record. NCBI's taxonomy places the organism in Eukaryota, Viridiplantae, Chlorophyta, Chlorophyceae, Chlamydomonadales, Chlamydomonadaceae. The transcript is spliced from 24 exons. The coding region runs from base 237 to 5906 and encodes 1889 amino acids.